AUAGAAAGAGCGAGAGAGAAAGGCUUUCUAACCCAUCCAAUCCAUUAUUUCCCCUUUCCAUCGAUUCUUUCUUUGUUUCCAGUUAUGAAUGCGGCUUGCUACGACUAUUUUUCUUCAAGCUUUGAUGCGAGAAAAGGAGCAGCGUAUUCGCCGACAGAGAAAGAGAAGACCAGAUCUUGGACUUGCAAGCUCUCUCGAGGGAAUCACUUUUAGCUAACUUUCGAGAAAGUUUAGAUCCAAUCCAGAGAGUUCGAGUUCGAUCUCUGUAGUCAAGUCUAAGACAGUUGAUUCGGCUUUCUAGCCCUAGAAAUCAGUCCACUAGAAACGGAUGCAAUAAUUCUAAUAGAAGGGAGUCUUCUUUUUCUGUCAUCGGUUACUGAACCUAAUACAUUGAUUUGACUUUCAGGAAACCCCGCUGUAGUUGGAUUGGGGAUAAAGAUCAGGUAUGAAGAUGUUAUCGAAAACUUCUAAUAAAAUCUUUUUUAUACUGGAAAAGAAAAAAGACAGUCUUGCAAAGGAGUGGAAUCUCAGACUUACUGCAAGUUUUUAGAGUCUAAGUACGGGACUCUCCUGUGAUCCUUCAGGUAACACACUUGGUUAAAUAUUUAACUUGUAAACAGGCAAUUCCAAAAAGCAAUUUCAUAAGAGAAGAAAUCAAUCUCGUAGCGUAGAAAAGAAAGAACGUUUUGAUUCGUCGCCCUAGAAACUGUAGUAGGCUUAAUGCAGUGAAUCGUUAGGUUAUUAUAUAUUAACAUUUGAAUUACUAUUACAUUCCACCUUCCCGAAGUAUUAUGGAGCGACAGCCCAUUGUAACACUUACUAAACUUAUUAAAGAUUUGGCUAACAUUAUUGUAGCUCCCCCACUCUAUACUCCGGCUCAGCAGCAGGAGCAGGCCAUUCUUUCGGCAAAAAAUGCCAUUGAUGCGAUGACGCAAAGUCUAUUAAAUAAACACAAUUUCCCCCUAUCCCCUAAUUGGAAUAUACACGAAUUGACAGCACACAUAAUAGAAGAAGACAAUCUUAAUAACUUAGCUUUCUUAAUGGAUACCGUGCAAGACCUUGCUACUUAUGGCGCGACAAGUGAAUUCUUCAUAAGUACUAUCCGCCUUUUAGAACAAGGUGGGGCUUGGGGUUAGGUAAUUUUUUUGGGCUUUGAAGCAACCUUUCUUUUUUCGGUAUGCCGCUCCGCGAGCAAGGAGUGCCACGCACGAGCGGAGCGAAAACAAAGCAGGGGGAAUUCUUCGUUGGGUGAAAUCCUUUGAUUGCAUAUUGAAUAUAGAUCCAUGUCUUUCUUGUUCCACUAGCUAGGACCCAAUUAUCACAUGUCCGUUUCGUUAUUACAACCUUUUUUUU
This is a messenger RNA of Rubroshorea leprosula, 1353 nucleotides long. NCBI's taxonomy places the organism in Eukaryota, Viridiplantae, Streptophyta, Magnoliopsida, Malvales, Dipterocarpaceae. The record is from the annotation of a GenBank genome assembly.